Molecule: messenger RNA, 4412 nt
Organism: Etheostoma cragini (Arkansas darter)
Lineage: Eukaryota; Metazoa; Chordata; Actinopteri; Perciformes; Percidae
Gene: adcy2b
Product: adenylate cyclase 2b (brain)
Exons: 24
Coding region: 464-3655 (1063 amino acids)
Biological process (GO): adenylate cyclase-inhibiting G protein-coupled receptor signaling pathway; adenylate cyclase-activating G protein-coupled receptor signaling pathway; intracellular signal transduction
Cellular component (GO): plasma membrane
Molecular function (GO): adenylate cyclase activity
Source: RefSeq, a predicted model, not a curated record
AUUUCUCAUCUGCACCUCAGCAGAGUAACAUGUUGCCUCGUCUGAGCUCCAGCGCCGUGCCGUAAACAGAUGCUGCCUGCUCUCUCUCUCUCUCUCUGACUGAUCAAACAUAAAGAGCAAAUAAGAAGGAGAAGCAAGAGGAAGGAAACUGAAGUCUCAGCUCUCGCUUCUCGUGUAUGACCAUUUUUGCUGAAAGGAAGUGGAGGAGGUAGAGGAGACCGCUUUUCACACUGUCCUGACUCAGUUUGUCACCCCAAGCAGAAGGAGCGGCAGAGGAUGCAAGGGAAAGAGGAGGAGCUCAAGAGGUGUCUCUCUUUCACUCAGCUGUCCAUCCAUCACUCACAGCCGGCCAAACUUUUUUUUGCCAAAGAGGAAGAGAAGUUAGACUCUUGAGGGAGACGAAGCAUCCCUCACCCCAGGUACUUUUGUGUGCACAGGACCAUCCUUCCAGAGGCAGCUACCCAUGUGGCAGGAGGCCCUGUGGACCCGCGGACGCUACCUGCUGGAGAAGAGUGAUGGCGCUGAGGGCGCCGAGGGGCCCGAGAGCCUGGGAGACGGGUGCCCGGGGUUCCAGGGCGAGGUGUGUGUGGAGGGUGAGAAGCCCCAGGACUGGCUGUACGAGUCCUACUACAGAAUGAGCCAGCAGCAUCCGCUGAUCGUGUUCCUGCUGCUGAUCGUCAUGGGAACCUGCCUCGCACUGCUGGCUGUGUUCUUCGCCUCAGGACUGGUGAGGAAAUUAUUGUUUCCCUGUUUCCAGGUGUCCUUCUUUCUGUUCAUCGUGUUUGUAGUCUACACCAUGCUGCCCUUCUCUAUGAGAGGGGCCAUUAUCGCCAGUGCCAUCACCUGCUCCUCGCACACUGUCACCCUCAGCAUCUGUCUGGCCUCUACCGUCACAGAACUGGAGCCUCUAGUCUGGCAGAUCUUGGCCAAUGUGAUCAUCUUCACCUGUGGCAACCUAGCCGGGGCGUACCACAAACACCUGAUGGACCUGGCUCUCAAACAGACCUACCAAGACACCUGCAACUGCAUCAAGUCCCCCAUUAAGCUAGAGUUUGAGAAGCACCAACAGGAGCGUUUACUGUUAUCCUUACUGCCAGCUCAUAUAGCCAGAGUGAUGAAAGCUGAGAUCAUCCAGAGGCUGCAGGGACCCAACUUUGGUCAAACUGAGAGCACUAACAACUUCCACAACCUCUACGUGCAGCGGCACACCAAUGUCAGCAUAUUGUAUGCCGACAUUGUGGGCUUCACCAGGCUGGCCAGUGACUGCUCCCCGGGGGAACUUGUGCAUAUGCUGAAUGAACUUUUCGGCAAGUUUGACCAGAUUGCAAAGGAAAACGAGUGUAUGCGAAUCAAGAUCCUGGGAGAUUGUUACUACUGUGUGUCCGGUUUGCCUGAAUCACUGCCUCACCACGCCAGGAACUGCGUGAAGAUGGGCUUGGAUAUGUGUGAGGCCAUCAAGAAGGUCCGAGAUGCCACCAGAGUCGAUAUCAACAUGCGUGUUGGUGUUCAUUCGGGGAAUGUCCUGUGUGGUGUGAUUGGCCUCCGCAAGUGGCAGUAUGAUGUGUGGUCACAUGACGUAACGCUAGCCAAUCAUAUGGAGGCAGGAGGUGUGCCAGGAAGGGUCCACAUCUCGUCAGUGACAUUGGAGCAUUUAAAGGGCUCGUAUAAGGUGGAGCCUGGAGACGGACAGAGCCGAGACUCCUACCUGAAAGAACAUGGAGUGGUCACCUACCUGGUUAUCAACCCCAAGACUGAGAGGCACAGCCCUCUGUUGGCAGUGCGCUCUCGUCCCUCUCUGGACGGUGGGAAGAUGAGGGCGUCGGUCAGAAUGACCCGAUACCUGGAGUCCUGGGGCGCUGCCAAGCCCUUCGCCAACCUCCACCAUCGGGACAGCAUGACCACAGACAAUGGCAAGAUCAACACAACUGACGUCCCAAUGGGGCAGUACCACUUCCAGAGACGAGAAAGGUCCAAAUCUCAAAGGAGGAGGUUUGAGGAGGAACUCAAUGAGCGAAUGAUACGCACCAUCGAUGGCAUCAACUCGCAGAAACAGUGGUUGAAGUCUGAGGACAUCCAGAGGAUCUCAUUGUUUUUCCACAACAAAGCUCUGGAGAAAGAGUACAGAUCCACAACAUUGCCAGCCUUCAAGUAUUACAUCACCUGUGCCUGCCUCAUAUUCUGCUGUAUAUUUAUAGUGCAGGUCCUCGUCUUACCCAAAACUGCUGUGUUGGGGAUCUCCUUUGGUCUGGCAUUCCUGCUGUUGGCUUUGAUCCUGCUUCUAUGCUUUGCUGGUCACAUUCUGCAGGGAAGGAAGGGGUCCUUCUGCUCUCUAACCUGGUUCCCCACUUCGUCCCACAUCAUCGUCACCAAUAAUCCCUGGCUACGAUUGGUCCUCACCAUGACGACCACUGCCCUCAUACUUGUGAUGGCUGUCUUCAAUAUGUUCUUCGUGGAGGACCCUGGAGGAUCCAUGGAGGACGUCCUGACAACCACUUCUCCUGAAGUCCUGAUAACUACACCUGUGAAUCUGACUGAUGACAGCCUCCUGGACACAGAAGAAAACAAGUUUUAUCUGCCAUACUUCAUCUACUGCUGUAUACUGGGGCUGGUGUCGUGCUCGGUGUUCCUGAGGAUCAACUACGAGCUGAAGAUGGUGGUGAUGCUGGUUGCCGUGGUGAUAUACAACAUCAUCAUCCUCCAGACACAUGCCUCCCUGUUGGAUGGAUUUAGCAAAGCGCCGUACCCCACCAAUACACUGGAUAGACCAGGAGUGCUGAAGGAUCUAAAGACGAUGGGCUCUGUGUCUCUGUUCAUCUUCUUCAUCACCCUACUGGUAUUAGCCAGGCAGAAUGAAUAUUACUGUAGGUUGGACUUCCUGUGGAGGGACAAGUUCAAGAGGGAGUGUGAGGAGAUCGAAACCAUGGAGAACCUCAACCGGGUUCUGCUGGAGAACGUUCUACCUGCCCACGUCGCCGAACACUUCCUGGGACGCAACUGGAAAAAUGAGGACCUUUAUCAUCAGUCGUACGACUCUGUGUGUGUGAUGUUCGCCUCCAUCCCAGACUUCAAAGAGUUUUACACUGAGUCUGAUGUCAAUAAGGAAGGACUGGAGUGCCUCCGUCUUCUCAACGAGAUCAUAGCAGACUUUGAUGAGCUGCUAUCCAAACCUAAGUUCAGCGGGGUGGAGAAGAUAAAGACCAUUGGUAGCACCUACAUGGCUGCAACGGGACUCAAUGUGACACCCGGACCAGAGUGUGCACAGGAACACGACAGACAGUACAUGCACAUUGGCACCAUGGUGGAGUUUGCCUUUGCUCUUGUGGGGAAGCUAGAUGUCAUUAACAAACACUCCUUCAACGACUUCAGACUCAGAAUUGGUAUUAACCAUGGGCCGGUGAUUGCAGGGGUCAUCGGGGCCCAGAAACCUCAGUAUGACAUCUGGGGAAACAGUGUGAAUGUGGCCAGUAGGAUGGAGACCACUGGGGUACUGGGGAAAAUCCAGGUAACAGAGGAGACGCGUCAUAUCUUAUCAACGCUAGGGUACAUGUGUUCAUGUCGUGGCAUCAUUAACGUGAAGGGCAAAGGAGAGCUGAAGACUUACUUUGUUCACACGGAGAUGACCCGAUCUCUGUCACAAGGGACUGUGAUGCCUUGAGCAUGCCGCGCUAACCGAACAAAAAAGACUUGUGAACACAGUCACACACACAAAGUGGCCGUCAAAGUGAUUUGUCAUGCUCCAUAACUAAAACCCAUUACCAGCAGCUUGCAGCACAAUGGAUAGACAAUUGUUAAGAAGCAGUUUUGUCCUUAGCAACACAUCGUAGAGCAGGGCCGAGGUGCACUGCCACAAUCCUUCAAUGUUGCACUUUGGGUGGUUUUCACAUCUCAAGUGUAACAAGAACUCUGCUCCGAGGAGUCUCUUCACUGUCUAAAAGAGUGCCUGACUAAAGAGAGCUUUGCCAAAUUAGUGCAGCUCUCGAGGAACGCAGUCACCCAUCUGUACAAUAGUAGUGGUCUGGAGCUAAUUAGUCAUGCUGGUGUUGCAGUGCUUCAGAGCCUUAUAAAUGAGCAAACUGAGCUGCCUGCCGAGCUGUUUUUUGUUUUUUUAUGUGCCUGGUUGGCGCUGUGAACCGAUUUGUUCCAUUUUAUUCCACAUGAAUUCCACAAUAGUUUAUUGUCAUGUAGAGAGCAGUAGGUGCCAGCAAAUAGCCAGUGUGUUGGGUAGUUGCCAAAACCUGUGACUUGUAUUUAUAGCUUUAGAGGUGCAUCUGUGUCCCACAGAAGAGUCGGGGGGGGGGGGAAAUCAAGGAUUUUUUUUUUUACAAUUUCAUCUGAAACCAAACCAGCAGCAAUGUGUGUAAAUGUCCACUGUGAUCCUUUUGUUAUUCAUUAAACAUUUGUAGAUAAAUUGA